UGAAAACCAAGUCUACUGUACACACAAGCAGCUCUCUCUCUCUCUCUCUCUCUCUCUCUCUCUCUCUCUCAUAACUCUUUCUCCUCUUUGGUGAUCCAAUAUUAAACUGCCGCGCAAAAUCUUAUCCAUUCUCCUGAAUAGAGUUGAAUUUUGACUACGGAUUAAGAGCAAUCCAUCAGGUAUAUAUCUCAACAUAAUCAAUUUUGAUUGAUGAUCUGGAGAGGAAAAGAUAAUUGAUUGGUAGAAUUUUCCGGGAUUUCUGUAUAGAUAAUCGCUCGCGCAUAACUUAUAGAUUGGUUUUGCUAGUUUAUUUGGUUUCAUUUUGUUGUAUGCGUUAGAAAGUCUAUUGAUAACAUUGUGAUUAGUUGUCGAGCAGGGGUUCGGGUAGUGAAGUACUUAAGGUGAUUUAGAUAAUAUGACACGAAUUUGUGGAAGAGAUUAGGAACUGUUUAGAUUUCCUUUCUUUGGCAUUUUUAGGUGAUGUUGGAGUAUUAUUUUAGGGGCUUAUACAGUAAAAUAUGGGAAAUUUGGCUGUAAUUAUUUAGAUAGUCAUCGUGUUCAGCUAAAUAGGUCUGCUGAUAUUGCCGAAGCCAUGACAGGCGGCUACCCUGGCAUAAAUAGUCAUCGUACUCAGCAAGUUUCGUUAGACACUUUACCCAGAAAUAGUCUGCCGACUAAGAAACAUGUAAAUAAUGUAUCUAUUCAGACUGGAGAGGAGUUCUCCAUGAAAUUUCUUGACGAAUGUGCUGCGUCUAGAGUUGUUUCUGAAGUGCAUGGUGUCGCUCCCAGCUAUGAGGAGAAUGUCCGUUUUCCAGAUGUCCAGGAUCGCCAAAUGGUUUAUGAGGAGCUUGCACGAGUUCUCGGUUUGCCAAGAAUGGAUUCUGCAUGUGGCUCUGACAUUACAGAAUAUGCUUCCGCAAAAGGAUCUAUGUCACGGGUUGAUGCUGGAGUUCAUGUAAGUAGUGAAAGCUUGCAUUACGCGAAUACUGGUGCUAAUGGACACAAACCUGGCAAGUUGACAUCAGAAGUGUGCAAUGACCAUGCUAGUUUAGUGUCCGCCGCUCCACUAUUAAGUCAGUCAGAUUCAUUGAGAUCCUUAUGUUCUGAUGGUUCUCAGUCUGGGAAACUAAAGAUCCUUUGCAGCUUUGGUGGUAAAAUAUUGCCCCGACCAAGUGAUGGGAAACUCAGAUAUGUGGGAGGAGAGACGCGCAUAAUCUCCAUUAGUAAGAAUCCGUCGUGGGAGGAAUUGUUGAAGAAAACAGCUGGAAUGUGCGAUCAGCCUCACUCAAUCAAGUAUCAGCUUCCAGGGGAGGAUCUUGAUGCCCUUAUAUCUGUGUCUUCUGAUGAGGACAUGCAAAAUAUGAUUGAUGAAUAUCAUGGUAUCGAUAAGCCUGGUUCUCAACGGCUUCGUAUAUUUUUGAUUCCUUUGGUGGAAUCGGAAACCCCUGUUGCCAUUGAUGCCAACAUUACUCAGCAAAGUGACACAAACUAUCAGUAUGUUGUUGCUGUAAAUGGCAUGGUUGAAACUGAUCCUAAUUCCCAGAACAACGCUAAGCAAUCUUCUGUCACUGAUAUGGGCAAUUUGAUGCCUAAUGCAGAAAUUCAUUCAAGGAAUGACAAAAUCUUCCCCUUCCCAUUACAUCCUUUGGAAAUCCAUGAUACCCUUGCCGACAAGUCGCAAAAUUUAAUGAAGUUUCCUUCAUCAAUGCCAUUUCCUGUUCAGCAAGCAGAUAUGAGUCAUAUGACAAAUGUCAAGACAAUACCAAUUCCACACGAAGAGUCCAUUGGUUACAGCGCUUCUAUUUACCACACCCCUCAGGUGGCUGUAAAUUUGAUGAAUCCACACGGUCAGCAAAAUAUCAAGAACCAAUUGAUUUUAGAAGGAGAAAAUUUGGCUCCCCGAAGAGUUGAGCGCAGUAAUAGAAACUUUGUGUUGUGCUCUCAGGAGGGGAUUCCUCUUGUGGAAAAGACGAUUAAUUCUAUUACUUCUCUUCCCUUAUCGGAUAAUUUGGUGGAGCUAUUGCCUGCGUCUAUUGACCCAGUUAGUUACCAUGGAAUCCCUCAUGCCUUUUCUGAUUCCAAGCUUCAGGAACAGGGAGAAAAAUCUGCUUGGCCCUCUCAGGAAGAUAUGACUCGAUCAUUUUCAUUGAACUUGGGAAGACACCAAUCAUCCUUUCACGAAGUAUCUGGUGCUUUUACGGAAAAGCCUGUACAGUUGCAUGGGAAUGCUGGCUUUAUUAAUACUGAGCUCCAAAGUAUGGAAUUCCUCUCAGAGCCAACUAAUCCUGUCUCAGUAAUGGCAUCAUGUCAAAAUUCAAAGCUGAAAACUUUGGAUGAUCAAUGCACAUCAAGUGUUGAACCAGUGAAUAAACUUGAUGCUAGCCAUCAUCGUUUUGUCAGUGGUGAAAAUAUUUGCUCUAGCAACUUAGCUAUGAUAUCCAAGGAGCUGACACAGGGAUUAAAGAAUGUUAACAUUGAACCUGUCCCUUGUAUUGAUCUUGAGUUACCAAAGAAACAAUCCCAGGUCUGCAGUAGCUUGGCCCCUGCUUCAUCUUUGGUCGACAUGACACAUUCAAAUGUUUUGGAGCUCAAUCAUCUUGGGAAAAGCUCAAAUGCUUUGACAAAGGGCGACCUAAAUGGCUAUUCAUCUUGGGUCAAUAACUCAGAAGUUGCGGGUCUUGUCCACAGCUCUCAACAACUGUCACAUGAUAACGGCUUAUUGUCACCUCAGACCAUUUCCCAUCAAUCUAUUGGGGAUUUAGUGGAUAUUGGUUAUCAAGUACCUGAGGUUAGAUGGCAUGGAAAUUUGGUUGAAAAUGCAGGCUGGAGCAUGACUCCGCAUACCUCUGCUUCAUUCGAGGGAAAAGUUUCCCUCUUUGAUGAUCUGUCCAAUUAUGCGAAUUAUAGGGUUGAAAAUUUGGACCAUGUCAGAAAUUUUGAUGAGCUUCAAAAAUCAAAAGAUAGCUGGCCGGUUAACGGAAUCAAGCAAGUUCCACAGAACCCGGUCAAUAAUAAUGCACCACCUGCUGAAAUGCCACCAUCCAAUGUUCCGGUUAAAUCAGAUGCUACUAAUUUGAAUAUACUCUCUCCCUUUGAAGAACCAGAAAAUGCCUCACCUGAUUUGGACUCUCAGGAUCUCAAUGCUGACAGUCACGAUAAUGAAUUGUUCAGUGAUGCAAUGAUAGCUGAAAUGGAGGCAGAUAUGUUUGGUCUACAGAUAAUUAAAAAUGCUGAUCUUGAAGAAUUGCGAGAGUUGGGUUCCGGUACAUUUGGGACAGUAUAUUAUGGUAAAUGGCGAGGAACAGAUGUUGCCAUUAAGAGAAUCAAGAAAACUUGUUUCUCUGGUAGAUUGUCAGAGCAAGAACGGUUGGCAAAAGACUUCUGGCGAGAAGCUUGUAUCCUAUCAAAUUUACACCAUCCAAAUGUUGUUGCAUUUUAUGGGGUGGUGCCAGAUGGUGCAAGUUUGGCAACUGUAGCUGAAUUCAUGGCAAAUGGAUCACUUAGGACAGCUCUACUUCGGAAGGACAAAUCACUUGAUUAUCGUAAAAAGCGUAUCAUCGCCAUGGAUGCAGCAUUUGGCAUGGAAUACCUGCAUUCAAAAAAUAUUGUCCAUUUCGAUUUGAAAUGUGACAAUUUGUUAGUUAAUUUGAGAGAUCCAGAACGGCCUAUAUGCAAGGUAGGAGAUUUUGGACUCUCAAGAAUUAAACACAAUACUCUGGUAUCCGGUGGUGUUCGAGGAACGCUUCCAUGGAUGGCUCCAGAAUUGUUGAAUGGAAGUACUAACCGGGUAUCUGAAAAGGUUGAUGUGUUCUCAUUUGGCAUAGUAUUGUGGGAGAUUCUGACUGGUGAGGAACCUUAUGCAAAUAUGCAUUGUGGCGCUAUCAUUGGAGGCAUUGUCAAGAAUACUCUCCGCCCUACAAUUCCCGAAUGGUGUGAUACCGAGUGGAGGAAGCUUAUGGAACGAUGCUGGUCAGCUGAUCCUGGGACGAGGCCUUCAUUUACAGAGAUCACCUAUGCGUUGAGAUCUAUGUCUGACACUCUUCAGGCAAAAGUGCUCAAUGUUGCAAUGUAAGUCGGAAGGCGAAUGUCGUAUAGUAGCCGCUGGGGCAGAAGUUUUGUGAUGUUCUUUCAUUGUUCAUAGUUUUUUUCUGUUCUUUCUAUUAUGGCAUUACCAAUACAUCUGUUGAGUUGAUUCAGAUUCAUUCUUCUUCUUAUUUUCUGAGUGAAAGUGAAGGCCAUUUACAAGCCUCUUGUUAAAUGGAAGGUUGCAGAUUA
Messenger RNA from Salvia splendens (bonfire salvia), 4275 nucleotides. RefSeq lists its product as uncharacterized. The transcript has 9 exons. Lineage: Eukaryota; Viridiplantae; Streptophyta; Magnoliopsida; Lamiales; Lamiaceae. The record is from RefSeq and is a predicted model, not a curated record. Gene Ontology annotation, cellular component: cytoplasm. Gene Ontology annotation, biological process: protein phosphorylation; signal transduction. Gene Ontology annotation, molecular function: ATP binding; protein kinase activity; protein binding. Bases 593 to 4072 code for a protein of 1159 amino acids.